AUGGAAGCGUUUGAAGCCGAGUUGGCCAAAGCAACAAAUCUUGGUAAUAGGGACUUGCUGGGUGCCGUUGCUAUAGUUAUUGACAACAAAGGUGAGACAGAGCUUUUCCUUGCGAGUGCUGAAAUGCGAAACUUCUUAUACCGACAUGCUGCUGGACGUCAAUUACUUGAUACCGACUCGCCGCCCUUGGAUCCUGAUUGCACUAUAUCGCUCACCUCGGCUGGCAAGUUCCUCACUAAUAUCGCGGCCUUGCAAUUGGUCGAACGCGGUAUUUUGAUGCUCGACGAGCCGAUUAGCAAACAUGUUCCUGAGAUUGAGAAAUGCCUGCUCGUCGAGAAGAUUGAUGAAAAAAUACGGCUACGCUCCCCAAUCCGCGGCGUUACACUGCGCGAUCUACUCUUGAAUAUGAGUGGUAUGGGCACCCCCGAUACGUACCAAGAACGGUUUGGCAGCGAGGAUAGAGUACCACCACUGGAAUUUCCCGAUAACGCCCAUCCCUUAGUCAAGAGUCAAUUUACGCACCUCGUCUUUGAGCCCGGUGAGGGCUUUGAGUACGGAUGGAGUGUCUAUUGCGUACAGCUACUCGUCGAGCGGGUUGGCGAUAAGGAUUCGUUCGUCCAGUACAUCGACCACUAUAUCUUCAGUGUACUUGGCAUGACCGCUUCUACCUACCUACCGAAACUUGUGCCGCAUGUCUGGAAGCGUCGCCUACAGAUGGUAGAGCGUAAGGCAAAUGCCUCUACGACGGACGGCAAAGCCUGCCUCAUGGCCCGUGACAAGGACACAUAUGGCCUGACCUGCAGUGUAUCCGAUAUUUCCCGGCUCUUUAGCGAUAUUAUGUCGCCGGAUUGCAAGCUGCUACAGCGCCAAGAACACCGUGAUUUGCUUUUCACGCCGCAGUUGACUCCCGGUAGCCAUGCACACCAGUCGCUGCUGGCCGAAACUACAAACUAUGGCUUCCUGCUCCCCCUCGAACAGGACGUGUCCCAUAAGGUAUCAUGGGCAUUAAAACCAUCUCCGGCCAUUAACUGGACCGCGGCGGGCGUACUUAUUGAAGAGGAUAAUACCAUCCCAGGAUCAGGCAUCCCUAAAGGGACUGUUGCAUUUGAAGGGAAUCCCAAUAUCAUCUGGACUAUGAAUCGCGAAAAGGGGCGUAUGAUGCUUUUCGUUACCCAGUUGCUGCCCGGCUACGAUGUAAAAGCACACAAUCUUGCGGUUCGGUUUUUGUAUGACGCUUGGAAGACGUUUGGCUAG
Drechmeria coniospora is the source of this 1254-nucleotide messenger RNA. Its product is annotated as beta-lactamase family protein. The transcript has 2 exons. Bases 1 to 1254 code for a protein of 417 amino acids. NCBI's taxonomy places the organism in Eukaryota, Fungi, Ascomycota, Sordariomycetes, Hypocreales, Ophiocordycipitaceae. The record is from RefSeq and is a predicted model, not a curated record.